Messenger RNA from Colletotrichum lupini, 423 nucleotides. RefSeq lists its product as uncharacterized. Lineage: Eukaryota; Fungi; Ascomycota; Sordariomycetes; Glomerellales; Glomerellaceae. The coding region runs from base 1 to 423 and encodes 140 amino acids. The record is from RefSeq and is a predicted model, not a curated record. The transcript has 4 exons.
AUGUGCCCUAAGAGCUCAUUGGAAGAGCAAUCAAUCCAAAAUCUUGAGCUAGGCAUUCUUCUCCAAAGGUCAGGCGUAUUUCGGAUUUGCGGUUUAGUCGUUGCAAAUUCCGACGUCCUUCUGCUGGGCCUCAUUCGUGCAUGUCACUUGCCCACCGUCCAGGUCGCAGUCGGAUGGUUGCGACUUGAGACCGCCCACUUGAGGACAGGAGCAUCAUCAAUUGGAAAGCCUAUCGUCCGGGUCCCGAAAUUAGACGACGGCAUUAUCGCACCAAGUCCGUCGAGGGGCCGCACUUUCCAUCUCAAUGGCCUCAACAUGGAGUCCGAUAGACGGUUCCUCUCACGGUCACAGCAUAAGCAGCAGUCACAGCAGACCUGGCAUCACGCCCACAAGUUCCUAUACACGCCUCAGUCAGCUUUCUGA